Molecule: messenger RNA, 633 nt
Organism: Dracunculus medinensis (Guinea worm)
Lineage: Eukaryota; Metazoa; Nematoda; Chromadorea; Rhabditida; Dracunculidae
Source: the annotation of a GenBank genome assembly
AUUUUCUACUCUGGAUCAUCAACGGUUGAUGUGAUGAAUAUCAAAAAAAUGAUUUCCGACGCUCUAAAAAUCUAUGAUUCAGAUAAGACUGGUAAGGUGGAUUAUGCGCUCGAAAGCUUAGGUGCUACUAUUGUUAGCACACGUUGUACUGAAAGUCAUACUAAAAAGUCUCGAUUAGAGUCUAUAUUUGGAAUACCACUGUGGUACGUGUCGUAUUCGCCUCGAGUUGUUAUUCAGCAUCGAGGAAAUGCAUUGUCCGCAGGGGAGUGUUGGGCUUUUCGUAAUGUUGGUUAUUUAUUGAUUAAACUUGCUUCUGCCAUCAAUGUUACUGAAUUCAGUUAUGAGCAUCUUCAAGCCAGUUUGCAUCCAAACAAUAAUAUCGAGAGUGCACCUAAAGAAUUCGAAGUUUGGGCUUAUGAAGAUCCUGACGAUGUCGAUUCUAAAUUUCUUUUGGGUGAGUAUCAGUAUGAUUGUGUGGGCGAAGCGCUGCAAUUCUUUCCUAAUGAUUUCAAAAGGCCAACUCAAUAUAUUGAAUUAGUCGUUCGAUCUAAUUGGGGAGCAGAAUAUACUUGUUUAUAUCGUUUUCGUGUGCAUGGCCAGAAACCAUUUAAUAUCACUUCUGUGGUUAAUUAA